UCAUGGCCAAUCACAAUCAAAUGUCUACCUUUAAAUUCAGUGACGUUUUGUUUUUCCGCAUUGCAGACAUUGCGCCGGUCAUGUCGUCUUCCGACUGCGAUCCCGUACCUGUGUCCGUUCCAGGCGUCCCCGACGGGGCAUCUGAUUCCUCGCCUGGUCCUGCUUUCAGGCGUAGCUCCCGUUUGGCGUCCCUUCGCGAGUCUGAUGUUCGCCUGCAGCUUGCUUCGGUGAAUGUCACUCCCGCGCCGGGCCUGGGCGCCGAUCAGAUCCAGGAGCUCGCCGGCCUCGCUGGUUUCCGGGACGAGGGUUCCCCCGUGCCUGCCGCUUCUGCUCCCCAUGCUCCCGCGGCUCGCGGUCGGAAGCGCACGUCGAAGUCCUGCUCCAGAGCUCCUCCUGGAAAGCGCACGGCUCCUCGCUCGGCAUCGUCUCCUCCUCCCUCCUCUCAGCCGGAUUUGGC
Oryzias melastigma (Indian medaka) is the source of this 457-nucleotide messenger RNA. RefSeq lists its product as uncharacterized. The record is from RefSeq and is a predicted model, not a curated record. Lineage: Eukaryota; Metazoa; Chordata; Actinopteri; Beloniformes; Adrianichthyidae.